Molecule: messenger RNA, 719 nt
Organism: Anopheles nili
Lineage: Eukaryota; Metazoa; Arthropoda; Insecta; Diptera; Culicidae
Exons: 3
Coding region: 319-705 (128 amino acids)
Source: RefSeq, a predicted model, not a curated record
CGACCCUGAAGUAUUGGCCGUUGUCUGCAAGGGUUUUGGGGUGCAGUGUAGUACGGUGGAGGGGUUUGUUUUCAGCCAUCACUCACGUCCUCGGUAAAAGCCGCUAACGUCACCAACGAUCUCCUGAACUGAGCUGUGUAUGCGGAUCUAGCGGGACUUUCCACGGUGAGGUGAACCUUUGCGAAAAUCCCCCGGAUCAAAGCCGACUCGAACCUGCUCAGGUGUGUUGGACAAGGUUGCGAGGUUACGAGGAAGCAACCUUUACGAAGUUUGCUGUUAGUACACCGGGAAGUCCAUCGAAGAAUUCUCGAUAAAGCGAUGGCCCUCAAUGACGUCCAGGAUCUACCGGAGAUGACGGAACCGAACAUGGUGCAGGUGUUGGCGUACACCGCUAAGCUAGUCGGACGUGAGAGUGAAGUUCCAAUGGUCUCGAUGGAUGGGGAAGCACAUCCCAACAUGACGCUGGCUGCCAUCGGAUCAGGUGUACUCGUGGCACUCAUCAUUCUCAUCACACUAAUCGCUUUUAUAACCCGCCGCGAGCGAAGCUCGUCAGCGAAAGACAACCAGCAGCAGGACAUCGUGAAUCCACCUGUCAUUGGAAGGACAAAACCAAACGAACCGAUCACCCAAAAACCCCCAACCGAACCACGUUCCGUGACGUUUGCGAACGAUUUCGAGCUAGUAGAUGUUGUCACCCGGAUGUGAGCGCCGCAGUCGGA